This is a messenger RNA of Gadus morhua (Atlantic cod), 563 nucleotides long. RefSeq names its product leucine-rich repeat extensin-like protein 6. The coding region runs from base 165 to 482 and encodes 105 amino acids. The record is from RefSeq and is a predicted model, not a curated record. The transcript has 2 exons. Lineage: Eukaryota; Metazoa; Chordata; Actinopteri; Gadiformes; Gadidae.
UCAUCGGCUCAGUUUCCCCCUCUUCCCAGCGUCCCUCCAGCCCUGCCACUGUCCCGUCUGGGAGAAGCACUCCAUCCGCUACCCCACCUCAAGUGACGCCCCCUUCCAGUCCCAGCUUCUACAGGCCUGUCUCCCCUUUCUCUCUGCCUCUAUCCAGCCCUGUCAUGUCGGCGGUUGUAUCAGAUAUGAGUCCUGCUCCUCCUGGUCCCCUCCCUGCUCCUCCUGGUCCCCUCCCUGCUCCUCCUGGUCCCCUCCCUGCUCCUCCUCAUGCUGCUCCAGAUCAGUUCUGGCUGCCGGUGGAAAUGAGGAAGACCAUUCCCCAGCAGGACCAGCGCUGGAUUGCGUCCACGCUGUGGAGGAACCAGCGGCUGCGCCCGGACGUCCAGCUCUGGUAUGAGCCACCGGUUUCUGCCCUCAUCUACAACCAGGUCCCGUCACCAGACCGCUUUUUUAUGCACCCUGCCCCUCCUCCGAGUCCCUGACCAAGGAGCAGUGGUUGGCGGAGAGGAGGAACAAAGAUCACCCGUGUUGAAUCUAUAUGUUAUAUGUUAAAAUAAACAUGU